Messenger RNA from Danaus plexippus (monarch butterfly), 1653 nucleotides. RefSeq names its product membrane-bound alkaline phosphatase-like. Gene Ontology annotation, biological process: dephosphorylation. Lineage: Eukaryota; Metazoa; Arthropoda; Insecta; Lepidoptera; Nymphalidae. The record is from RefSeq and is a predicted model, not a curated record. Bases 4 to 1629 code for a protein of 541 amino acids. The transcript has 5 exons. Gene Ontology annotation, molecular function: alkaline phosphatase activity.
ACAAUGUGGGCGUUAGGAACAGCUAAACUCUUUGCUGUUUUGUUUUGUAUGGUGUUUGCGAAUGAUCGCUACCAUCCAGAACCACGUGGGCCUAGAGCUUCCUUUGUACCACAAUCUGAAUUUGCACGUCAGUAUUGGGAGAAUGAUGCCCAGGAAGCAAUAAGAAAACUAAAACACUCUGGAUACGGCCGUAGCGUUGGGAAGGCUCGUAAUGUAGUGAUGUUUCUUGGUGACGGCAUGUCAAUCCCUACUGUAAACGCUGCACGAGCUUUACUUGGACAGAGAAAUAAUAAAACAGGAGAAGAGGCACAGCUUUCUUUUGAAGCAUUUCCUACAGUCGGAAUGUCAAAGACAUAUUGUGUUAAUGCUCAAGUAGCUGAUUCAGCCUGUUCCGCGACUGCCUACUUGUGUGGAGUAAAAGCUAAUUCCGGCACUUUAGGAGUUACCGCUGCAGUUCCACGUCGCGACUGUCAAGCAUCAUUGACUUCUUCUGUACAAUUGGAUUCCAUUGCUGCUUGGGCUCUUGCUGAUGGGAGAGAUGCCGGUAUAGUAACUACUACUAGAGUAACGCAUGCAUCUCCCGCUGGAUCUUACGCAAAUACAGCUAAUCGCAAUUGGGAAAAUAACGCCCAAGUAAUCCAAGAUGGCCACGAUUCUGAACUUUGUCGAGAUAUUGCGUAUCAACUAAUUCAUUCUGAGCCAGGGAAAAAUUUCAAGGUUAUUUUAGGAGGAGGACGUCGUGAAUUUUUACCGUUGGGUAUUCUUGAUGAAGAAGGGACUGCGGGUAGAAGGUCUGAUAAUAGAAAUUUAAUUCAAGAAUGGCAAACAGAUAAAGCAAAUCGAAAUGUCAGCUUUAAGUAUAUUUGGAAUAAAGAACAAUUAAAUUCAGCAAAUUCAGAUCUCCCAGAAUACUUGUUAGGGUUGUUUGAGGGAUCACAUCUUCAAUACAAUUUGGAGGCCAACAAAACCACGGAACCAACAUUAACAGAACUAACAGAAACAGCGAUUAAAAUGUUAAGUCGUAAUGAAAAGGGCUUUUUCUUAUUUGUUGAAGGUGGACGAAUUGAUCAUGCCCAUCAUGACAACAUGGUGGAACUAGCUUUAGACGAAACUUUAGAAUUUCAUUCUGCGGUAGCAAAGGCAACCGAAAUGUUAUCUGAAGAAGAUUCACUCAUUGUAGUGACUGCUGACCAUGCCCAUGUUAUGGCAUACAAUGGCUACUCCACUAGAGGUCGUGACAUUUUAGGUCCCUCGAAUAAUGUAGAUAAAGACGGCAGACCUUUUAUGACUCUCUCUUAUAUUAAUGGACCUGGAUUUCGUUCUCAUGAAAAUGGAGCAAGAGCUGACGUUACCGAGGAGCCUACUUUUAGGUCAGUAAGGUGGCAAUCGCACGUGGAUGUCCCUCUAGACUCAGAGACUCACGGCGGUGAUGACGUAGCUGUGUACGCUCGUGGUCCAAAUCAUCAGCUUUUCUCUGGCGUGUAUGAGCAGAGUCACUUGCCUCACCGCAUGGCCUACAUUUCAUGUAUCGGCCGAGGUCAACACGCUUGUAAUGGGGCAACUGUGCUUGCACCAUACGUUAUUACAGUUAUUGUAUCUUUAGUAACCAUUAUAAGAUCUGUGUAUUAAAGAGAAAAAUGAGGUUUUAAAUAA